AAGGACUGUGUGGGGUGAUGUGAUCUGCAGUGUGGAGUAUGCACUGAAGCUUGUCCCUGUCGACGCCUCCACCUUCUUUCUUUCGUGGCGUCUCCUCCUUUUGCCUUCAUUCUACACUGUUGUUGCGUUUCUGAACCUGCUCAAUCGAUCUGGCUUGCGUCAGCCUUGAAUCAUCCUUCAUUUCUUCGUUUAUGUUGAUACCGACUGAGUUGAAUCUGGCGGUGGAUAAAUGAGGGGGAUUGGGAAGCGCGACCGCCGCUGGGGGUCGUCGGAGAACUUACCGGAUGGAAAUUUUGAUACGGAGCUGUCCUCGCCUGGAACUGAGUAUUCCGGAGCUUCGGCGAGCAACGCGGAGGAGGAGGAGUUCGUUGAGGUCACGCUUGAUCUGCAAGACGAUGACACUAUUAUAUUGCGGAGCGUCGAGCCGGCGACGUUGAUCAGCAUCGAUGGCAAUGAGGUUAUUUCUGGAAUCACAGGGGUUGAAACUUCAACUCCGGCGUCGGCGUCGGCGUCGGCGUCGACUUCCAGAUCUCCGACCAUGCGCCGGAGUGCUUCCAAUAAACUGCUUCAGUUUUCUCAGGAGUUGAAGGCGGAGGCGCUGGCGAAAGCGAAGCAGUUCUCGCAGGAACUGAGGCGGUUUUCGUGGAGCCACGGACAUGCGUCUCGGAUACUCUCCGGCGCAGGUAACAGCGGCUUGGACUCCGCUCUGGCGGCCAGAGCGAUGCGCCGGCAACGAGCGCAGCUGGAUCGUACCCGUUCCGGAGCUCGAAAGGCUCUCCGAGGGCUUAAAUUCAUCAGUAACAUUAAAAAUAACCGCAUCGAAGCUUGGAACGAAGUCCAGAGCAAUUUCGAGAAGCUCGCCAAAGACGGUUACCUUUAUCGUGCCGAUUUUGCGCAAUGCAUAGGAAUGAGAGAUUCGAAGGAAUUCGCAUUGGAAUUAUUUGACGCAUUAAGCAGAAGGAGACGACUGAAGGUCGAGAAGAUCAGCAGAGACGAGCUCUACGAAUUCUGGUCACAAAUUACCGAUCAGAGUUUCGAUUCCAGGCUCCAGAUUUUCUUCGACAUGGUGGACAAAAACGAAGAUGGUCGGAUCACGGAAGAAGAAGUUAAAGAGAUUAUCAUGGUGAGUGCCUCUGCAAAUAAAUUGUCGAGAUUAAAAGAGCAGGCUGAAGAAUACGCAGCUCUGAUCAUGGAAGAAUUGGACCCCGAAAGACUUGGCUACAUUGAGCUAUGGCAGCUGGAAACACUACUGCUGCAAAAGGACACGUACUUGAAUUACAGUCAAGCCCUGAGCUACACGAGCCAAGCCCUGAGCCAAAACCUUCAUGGACUCAGAUACAGAAGCCGAUUCCAGAGAAUGAGCACUAAGUUGCUAUAUUUUCUGCAAGAAAAUUGGAGGAGAAUAUGGGUUCUAACACUCUGGAUAAUGAUAAUGAUUGGACUUUUCACUUGGAAAUUCUAUCUGUACAAACACAAGAAUGCAUUCAAGGUCAUGGGCUAUUGUCUCCCCACGGCUAAAGGUGCUGCAGAGACUCUGAAAUUCAAUAUGGCAAUCAUACUAUUGCCUGUGUGCAGGAACACCAUUACUUGGCUGAGAACUUCCAGGAUGGGACACUUUGUGCCGUUUGAUGACAACAUCAACUUCCAUAAGACAAUUGCAGCAGCCAUUGUAGUUGGUGUCAUACUCCAUGCUGGUAACCAUCUUGCCUGUGACUUCCCAAGGCUUGUGAAUGAACCUGAUGCCAUAUAUGAACUUUAUUUAAUCAAUGACUUUGGCAAUCGCAAGCCCAAGUACUUAGAUCUUAUCAAAGGAAUCGAGGGUGUAACCGGAAUUCUGAUGGUGAUUUUCAUGCUAAUUGCUUUUAUAUUGGCAACAAGGUGGUUCAGAAGGAGUCUCAUUAAAUUGCCUAAACCAUUAGACAGGCUCACAGGUUACAAUGCCUUUUGGUAUUCACAUCAUCUGCUCAUUCUUGUCUACAUCUUGCUUAUCCUCCAUGGCACCUUCCUUUAUCUUGAUCAUCACUGGUAUAAAAAGACGACAUGGAUGUAUCUUGCAGUCCCUGUUCUAUUGUAUGCUGGUGAAAGGACUCUUAGAUUCUUCCGAUCAGGCUUCUAUAGUGUCCGAAUUCUAAAGGCUGCCAUUUAUCCUGGAAAUGUCCUGACGCUACAAAUGUCAAAGCCUCCACAGUUCAAGUAUCGAAGCGGACAAUACAUGUUUGUUCAAUGCCCAGCUGUUUCUCCAUUUGAGUGGCAUCCAUUUUCAAUAACCUCAGCGCCCGAUGAUGAUUACCUUAGCAUUCACAUACGGCAAUUAGGCGACUGGACACAUGAUCUUAAGAGGGUAUUCUCUGAGGCAUGUGAACCUCCUGCCAUUGGAAAGAGCGGAUUACUCAGAGCUGAUGAAACUACAAGGAAAAGCUUACCAAAGCUGCUAAUAGAUGGACCUUACGGCGCUCCAGCCCAAGGCUACAGGAAGUACGACGUUCUCUUACUCGUUGGUCUUGGCAUUGGAGCAACACCUUUCAUCAGCAUCCUUAAAGAUUUACUCAACAACAUUGUCAAAAUGGAAGAGUUGGCUGAUUCAAUUUCGGAUUUCACCAGGUUCUCGGACCAGUGUAUGAGCUCUUUCAACUCCGCACAACUCAACAAGUCUUCUCCUAAACAGAAGAAACCUCUGAGGACAACUAAUGCUUACUUCUAUUGGGUCACGAGAGAGCAAGGAUCAUUCGAUUGGUUCAAGGGGGUCAUGAAUGAGGUUGCUGAACUUGAUCAAAGGGGGGUCAUUGAGAUGCACAAUUAUUUAACCAGCGUAUACGAAGAAGGAGAUGCUCGUUCAGCACUCAUCACCAUGGUCCAGGCACUUAACCAUGCCAAAAAUGGAGUCGACAUUGUUUCUGGCACAAGGGUCAGAACACACUUUGCAAGGCCAAAUUGGAAGAAAGUUCUGUCCAAAAUUGGCACAAAGCAUGCCAAUGCCAGAAUAGGAGUGUUCUACUGUGGAGCACCAGUACUUGCAAAAGAACUCAAACAGCUAUGCUAUGAGUACAAUCAGAAAGGCACCACCAAAUUUGAAUUCCACAAGGAGCAUUUCUAAAACCAAAUCAAAUCAGCCACUUGCUUCAUUCCACUACCAAUUUUUUCCCUUGCAAUCAACUCUCCCUUUCCACAAUUCUAUGCUGGCUGAAUCUGCCCACAAAAGAAAUGGUAAAAUAGAAAUAAUACUGAUAUACUACUUUGUAGGAAAAUAUAUAUAUAUAUAUAUAUAUAUAUGCUAAGGUAUAUUGUGAUGAGCUGCUGGCAAGACGAGCCCAGAAAGUGAUCGGUGAGAUGCAUAGUUAUCUGCCACGUGGCAGAUUUCAGGGCGUUGGAUGACAUUGAAGAUGAAAGCGUGGAUUACAGCAGAAAGGAUUGAUCUAUGAUGGUAUAGUGGAUUGGGGAAAUUUGUAGGUUUAUGGAGCAGGUUUUUGUUUCAAUUCUUGCAAUUAUUAAUAUUGGACUUUUUUUGGAUGUGCUAAAAGUAAAAGUAAAAGGUAGGCUUGUAGUUGUACAAUUUUCCAUUCUGGAAAUCCGGCGCUGCUUGAAGCCCUUGUCUUAUUUAUUACAUUCAUGGAAUGUUGUAAGCAAGGAUACGCGCGUAACUAAAAUGUAAAUGUAAAUAAAUACAAGUUUAGUAUAUUAAAAGUGGUGAAUGGUGAUGUGGAUUGGAUCCAUAUUGAGUCACAGGUUUUUUAUCUCA
Molecule: messenger RNA, 3736 nt
Organism: Andrographis paniculata
Lineage: Eukaryota; Viridiplantae; Streptophyta; Magnoliopsida; Lamiales; Acanthaceae
Product: respiratory burst oxidase homolog protein A
Exons: 15
Coding region: 230-3094 (954 amino acids)
Cellular component (GO): plasma membrane
Molecular function (GO): calcium ion binding; NAD(P)H oxidase H2O2-forming activity; peroxidase activity
Source: RefSeq, a predicted model, not a curated record